ACAUCCAGAGGGUGAGUCAGUCCGGCCAUCUGCUGACACUCAGGGAACUCUGAGCCCAGACGGGAAGAGCCUGCAGUCCCACCCCACACUCCCAGGAUUACUGUGCCUCUGUAUCAGGCUUGCAGUAGUUUUCAAUCCCUGGCUGACUGUACCACGUUGAUCCAGGGGGAGAUUUAGCCAUGGCCACUAGCAAGCCUACAGAUGGCAGCCUGGGGCGCUUGGACAGUGUGAAGAGCAUCUCCUCUAUAAGAACAACGCUGCUCAAUGACCUUGUUUCUAAGACCACACCAAACUGUGAGGUGGGAGUGCUGUCCCUCAAGCUCCUGAUGCAAUUGCUGCCCGAGUAUUUGCAACUGCAAGGCAACACUCUAAUUUGCAAUAACCAACAUGGGGGCUUCAACCUCUUCAGCAACGGCACUUGCAGCAUAGAUGGAGAGCCAUAUAACAUCAACAACUACAUUCAGAGGAAAGUGGAACUGAAAAGUCAUUUUGAUUACAAGGAUUACAGAGAAAGUAUCCUCAGCAAGCCAAUGUUGUUCCUGAUAAAUGCUAAAAAGAUGAACAACAAUCCUGCCUCAGAAAAAACCUUUGCCCUUAUUGUGAACACCCGGCACCCGGAAAUAAAGGCACAAUUUGAAGGUGGAAUGAAUAACGUGAUAUCAUCAGUAUUUGGAGAAAACUACCAACUGCAGUUUGACUUAAAAAACAUGGUCGCUCAAUAUCUGGAAAGCCAAAAUUUCGUAUUAACAGAAAAGGAUGGCCUGAGCUUUUGCUUUACGUUCAAAAUGGAUGUGUUUCUGGAUAUUUUUUACUUGUUUGGACUGAGCAAAAAGACUUGCCAGGUGAAUGGCAACAUAACCAGCCUGCACUGCACGAAACCUGAAAAGCAAGAAACUGUGAAAAUGCUCCUGGCAAAAAUAACCACUCCCUUAAUAAAACUGGGGGGCUCUACCGAUCGCAAACCAAGUUUAUAUUCUCUAAAUGUAAGUGAUGAAUAUUCAUUUGAAGCUUGUACAGACUACUUCCCUGAAACCUCUUCAGUAUCACCUCUAACAUCAUAAAGUCAAGCAGAAAUGGCAACAUAAUCCAAGCACUCUGGAGGAGAAGAGACUCUCUUCAGCUGUACAGUUUUAGUAGAUAUUUAUACUAUGUUAGAACUUAAUCAGCCAGCUAUAUAAACACACAGCACUUCCAGGUGAUCCACAUGAAAGUCUAUGGUGGAGGUUGUCCCGUGUUCCAUUUUUUUGUGACCUGUAAAUUUCAUUCCAAGUUCCAAAAAUCAGAAUGCUCGGAAUUACCCCCCGAUCAUUUGAAAGGUGAUCACGUGGAUUUGUGGGUUCACUUCUUGAGGCCAUUGGUUUAUUUUGCUUGUUGAACUGUUUGUAUUGUUUGUAUUUUCCAUUAAUCAGUUGUACAGCAUUUUUUAAAAUAAUGCUGGCACUUUAUAAACUAUAUGGCAUACAUGGCACAUAUAUUUUCUACCCCCAAUGCAGCAUUCCCCCCCAGAAUUAGGGCUCUUACUGACGAGCGGUUGUAGCUGCGUUCCGUUUUUCAGCGUUCAGCC
Messenger RNA from Xenopus laevis (African clawed frog), 1564 nucleotides. It is a transcript of the gene medag.L, whose product is annotated as mesenteric estrogen-dependent adipogenesis L homeolog. NCBI's taxonomy places the organism in Eukaryota, Metazoa, Chordata, Amphibia, Anura, Pipidae. The record is from RefSeq and is a predicted model, not a curated record. Bases 180 to 1061 code for a protein of 293 amino acids. The transcript is spliced from 5 exons.